Molecule: messenger RNA, 3501 nt
Organism: Chrysochloris asiatica (Cape golden mole)
Lineage: Eukaryota; Metazoa; Chordata; Mammalia; Afrosoricida; Chrysochloridae
Product: KIAA1614 ortholog
Exons: 9
Coding region: 7-3501 (1164 amino acids)
Biological process (GO): centrosome cycle; establishment or maintenance of cell polarity; regulation of cellular localization
Cellular component (GO): apical plasma membrane; cell cortex; nucleus
Molecular function (GO): protein kinase C binding
Source: RefSeq, a predicted model, not a curated record
CGAGGGAUGGAGGGGAUGGAGGCGGCGGCCGAAUCAGCGGGCGGCAGUCCUCAAGGGCCCAAGACAGCAAACAGACCAGCCAGCCCCUUGAAAGUGACAGCUAUGGAAAGAAGUGGCCUUGAGCAGCAGCCAGAUAAUGGACAACUUCCAAGGUCCUGGCUGUGCCCUUGGGAGAACAGAACACCCAGCAUGAUGGCCCCCCAGCCUCCCAGGGCAUGGAGGGUGCAGCUCCCAGGCCCCUCUGUGCUGGAGUUCAAAGUGAGGGCCUUGAAGGAGAAGAGGACAGUGGGCAAGCACGAGGAGAGUCCUGGCCCCAACUCUCACGAGCGGCCAUCCUCCAAGAAACCCAAAUGUAGACGAGCCAAGGAAGGUGUAACCAGGGCUCUGGCAGAGGUGUCUUUGCCGACAGAUGCAUUGGAGGAACCCCAUGCUCAGAACCUGCCUGUUAAUGAUGAAGAGCCUGCCAUGAAUGAGUGUCCCAGGCCCCCCAGACCUCCUGCCCCUGGGGUGGAGUGCUGGCGUGGGAGGAGCCGGUGGCCUCCGGAAGCAGCAUGGGCACUGCCUGACCAGGAGAGAAGGCUACUGCCAGGGCCCUGCUCUCUCCAAGUGAGUCACAACCACAGAGCUGCUCUGAGCCAGCCUGGGCACACUGGGCCUUGUAACAAAAUCACCCACAUACCCAACCUAAAAAAAGAGAGGUCAGUUCCCCUUCGAGAUGGUCUGGCCACAGGGGGAGAGCAGGACAGUGCCUCCCUGACCUCUGAAGAAGACUUUGUCCCCAGGACACCCCUGCUGGGGGCGCUCUGGAGAGCUGGAGAGCUGGGAGCCCUGGGCACUGGGAGCAGUUUGUUGUCCCUGUCUGAUCGAGUGGAGAGAAACCGCUGUCUGCUGCAGGGGAUGCUGAGUGUCUCGGGGCAGUGUCCCCCUAAGGCGGGGAUCCUUGCCUGGACUUCAUCCUGGGACAGAGCUGCACCAGAUCAGCUAGCAGGGGACGUGGACUGGGACUCCAGCAUUUCCCUGCAGGAUUCAAAUCAGAACAGAACCUUUGGUGGCAAGCCAGGGCCUGUGCUGAGUCCCAGGCAUGCGGAAGCCAAGCAUCUGCUGCAUCAUGCCCGGAUGAAGGCCAGGACCCGACCCCUCCGGGCCAGUCACGACAUCAUGCCCACCAUUGCCCCGGGCAGCCGAGACAGCCGGAGGAGCCCAGCUCUGGACCCAAGGAUGACCUUUCCCAGCAGAGACAGCCCCCAGAACGGGAACCUGAGUGACUCCUCCAGCGGGGAGUCCAGCAGUGGGCUGUGGUCCAAGCGGGGCGCUUCCCCAACGUCCCAUGUCCGCUUUGAGGAUGAGUCUGCCCACGAUGUCGAGUUCCGCUACCUGGAGCGGUUACAGCAGCGCCAGCGCCAGGGACUGAACUCCACGUCUUUGCAGGCGGUAGACCAGGGCCCCUUGCGUUCCAAGCCCGACUUUACAAACUAUAUCAGCAGGGGUGGAAAGUGUCGGGACGCCAGGGAAGGAGCACUCCACAGGCUAGCUGGAGGACCGCAGCGGGAGGGCCUCCCACCGCCACCCACACCUGACAUGGAGAGGAAAUGCCAAACCUGCGACAUCUCUAUCCCGCAACAAUGCCCUCUGGAGGGGAAGGCACCCCCUGACCCAAGGGUCCUCUGGGAGCUCGAAGCUGUUGGUGGGGUGGAAGGAGUGCUGUGGAAGCACCAUCAAUCUAGGGGCCUGAGCCCCCCUGUCAGGCUCCUACUUGCUGAGCCGGAACUCCACACAGAGCGGGUCUGCGAAACGCACAUCGGAGAUAUCCUGCGCCCAGAAGAGGUGGACUCUGCCCUGGAUAGCACUGACACUUCCGACAGCUGCAGGACUGACAGUGAAGACUCUGGCGUCUCUCAGCCCAGCAGGACGGUGGCCCAAGCCCGGAACUCCAGGUCUACAGGGGGCCACAGUUGGCUCAGGAAAGUGGAGCAGCCCCCGGGCCUUCAGGACCAGCAUCACCUGACUGGGGUUGACCCUGUGGAGGCAAUAGAUGAGUCGAAAGACGGCAGAGAACACACACCAGCAGGGACUGUGUUUUCCAGAGAAGAUGCUGUGCUGAAGCCUCCUGCCCUGGAACCUAAAAGUUCUUCCCUGGACUCCCAGUGCCAGCCAGACCCCAGACUAGGAAGCUGUUGGACUCACCUGGUGGGUUCUGGAGCUCCAGAAAGGACAGCUGGUGCCUCAUCCAUGAAGUUCCGGUUGAUGCGGCCAGGCAGACAAGCCCAGUUUAUUGAAAGCCAUGAAUCUCUGGAAGCUGCCUCCACUUCCUCCCUGCAGCGGAGCCAGAUAGAGCCCUCUGCCCCCUACCAUGCCCUGCUGCCAUCUGCUUCCCUCUUCUCGGAGGGCUGGGUGCCAGUUCCUCCCUCUUCAAGGAAAACAACCUCUUCACCUGUGCCUCACAGGAAGGCAGUCCUGAUUGGGUCCCACAGGCUGGUUGACCAGGGAGACUCCGGGGAUACUUCCCAUACUCCUUCAGAAAGUGUGGUUCCCAGGACCUGUGAGCUCAGCCCUCUGCAGACUCAGCCAUGCAGCCCCCAAGUAAGACACCCACUGCUGAUUCUGUCCACCAACAACUGCAAUAACAGUGAGUCUCAGGAGCCCUGGAGAGAAGCCACCCCUGAAAGUGAUGUGCAGAAGGAACCCUGCAAACAGGAGCCAGAACUGCCCUUGGAAAAUAGCAGGGAAGGAGGACCCCAGGGCUUUCCCGGCCCAACAGGCGUUGGCACCGUCAGCUCCACGGGUACCACCCUUUCCUUGGCUGCAGAGGAGCCAGAGCCCAGUCAGGAGCCAAAGGGAGGCCUGCAGAGGACAGAGCCCAGGUCUGGAGGGCAUGAGCCAUCGGGAGCCUCACCAGGGGUCACUGUAGGACCCAGCCCACCCUCAGCUACCCCUUCUGAAAGGAACAAGAAAAACAGCAGCAGCAUUGCCUCCAUCCUGGGGUUGAAAAAAUUCUUCAUGACCCUGGGCCAGAGUACUCGACCCAAGCUGGGCAAGUCCCGUAGCUACAGUGUGGAGCAGCUGCAGUCCCCUGCAUCCGGUCCGGCUUCACGUGCCAGCACUCCCAAAGCGAAGAGAGCCCCAUCGUUACAGUCCCUGCAUUUGGUGUCACCCUCUUGCCAACGUCGGAAAGCUGCCUCCUUUCAGAACCUCCACUCUCUGCUGAGCAACAAGGUGGACCGUUCCAGCCUCUACUUGGUAGGGGAGCCAGGGGACCACAGCGCAACUGGCAGGUCAGCCAAGUCCCAGCCCCGGCGUGCCCUCAGCGUGGAGGAUGUGGGUGCCCCCAGCCUGGCCCGCACUGUAGGCCGUGUGGUGGAGGUGUUUCCGGAUGGCACGAGCCAGUUGCAGCUAAGGAGGUCACCGGAGGGCACUUUUGGCUUCUGUGUGGCCUCUGGGAAUGGGCGCCGGGACUCAGGUAUGCCCCCUUCCCUCCUGAGCCCCCCAUCCCUGGGGCCUUAG